Messenger RNA from Alnus glutinosa, 1457 nucleotides. RefSeq lists its product as uncharacterized. The transcript has 8 exons. The record is from RefSeq and is a predicted model, not a curated record. Lineage: Eukaryota; Viridiplantae; Streptophyta; Magnoliopsida; Fagales; Betulaceae. Bases 44 to 1183 code for a protein of 379 amino acids.
GCAGAGGCGCAGUGAGAGAGAGGGCAAGGGGUGGAGCAGAACAAUGGGAGCGGAGGAGCCCUUGCCCAGCAAAAACAAUGGGGACGAGGGGGUCAAGGUCAAUGCAAAGCUGGAGGCUGAGGCUCCUCUUGUCCUCGGUCUCCAACCGGCCGCCCUCGUCGACCACGUGGCCCGCGUUGAUUGGUCCUUGCUCAAUCAAAUCCCCGGCGAGCGCGGUGGCUCUAUUCCGGUUGCGAUUGAAGAGCUUGAGCACAUAUUGAGUGAGUUGAGAGCCCAUAUCCUUGCGUCCCCGGAUGAUCCAUUGCCCAUGAAGACGAUGGCGGGUGGCAGUGUGGCCAAUACCAUUCGGGGACUGAGUGCGGGCUUUGGAGUCUCCUGUGGAAUAAUUGGGGCCUGUGGGGAUAAUGAGCAAGGUCGGUCCUUUGUGAGCAACAUGAGCUCUUAUGGAGUGAACCUCUCGAGCUUGAGGAUGAAGAAGGGACCCACGGGACAGUGUGUUUGCUUGGUUGAUGCUUUGGGCAACCGUACCAUGCGGCCUUGUCUCUCCAAUGCUGUGAAGGUUCAGGCGGAUGACUUGACAAGAGAGGAUUUCAAGGGAUCCAAGUGGUUGUUGUUGAGAUAUGCAAAAUUCAAUUUAGAAGUUAUUCAAGCGGCUAUAAAGAUUGCCAAACAAGAGGGUCUUUUGGUGUCGAUGGAUUUGGCCAGUUUUGAGAUGGUUCGAAACUUUAAAUUACCUCUUCUACAGUUAUUGGAGUCAGGGGAUAUAGACCUCUGCUUUGCCAAUGAGGAUGAAGCAACAGAGCUUCUAAGGGGUGAUCAAAAUGCUGAUCCUGAAGUUGCACUUGAAUUUCUGGCUAAACACUGUCAAUGGGCUGUGGUGACAUUAGGCCCUAAUGGAUGCAUUGCAAAGCAUGGAAAAGAGGUUGUCCGAGUUCCAGCCAUUGGAGAAGCAAAGGCUAUUGAUGCCACUGGAGCAGGCGACCUAUUUGCAAGUGGAUUUUUAUAUGGAUUGGUAAAAGGACUGUCUCUGGAGGAAUGCUGCAAAGUUGGCUCAUGCAGUGGCGGAUCUGUUAUCCGCUCUCUUGGAGGCGAGGUGACCCCGGAUAAUUGGCAGUGGAUGUACAAGCAGAUGCAGAACAAGGGCCUCCCUGUGCCAGAUAUCCACAAAAUGAUCACUCCAUAAUCACACGGUGGCAUUUUGGGGCUGGCUUGACUAAUGCUUACAAGACUAUUUCUCCAUGAAAAUAGAAUCACUACAUCAAUUUAAAAUCAUAUUUUAAGGCUUUUAAUCUGUGGGGAAUGAGUGCUGUGCUGUGCCCAGGCAGUAAUCUUUCAACUACGUUUAUCAAUUUGGAUUGGAUACUUUUGCGCAUGUACGUAAUGGAUAUAUUUGGGGAUCCCCAAACUAACACCAAAAUUGAGACCCUGAUUAUAAACUCGCAAGGAAUUCUAAACAA